AUGGCCUACAAUUGUCGCAGUAAUGACCAGAGAUUCGGUCCUUCGCUUUCCGACUGUCUCGUUCAUUUCGACUUCACCCUCUUAUUUGAACAGAGCAUCCUUGGACUGGUUCCUUCAAUCCUGCUGAUUCUCCUGGCACCGCCUCGCCUGGUCCAAUUACUCCGAUGCCCGAAGAAGGCCCCCAUCACUCACCCUCUGGUGUACAGCAAAGCAACGGUCGCGAUUGUCCUCCUGGGCCUCCGAGUGGCAUUGUUGACGCUGUGGAGCAUUCGACCCGCCACCUCAGCGUCCAUUGCAUCGGCUGCCGUGUCGUGGUUGGGAAGCAGCCUCGUCCUCGCACUCUCCACCCUGGAGCAUACACGCUCAGAGCGUCCCUCCUCGCUCCUCUGCAUCUAUCUCCUGCUCGACAGUGUGUUUAAUGCAACCCAGCUUCGAAGUCUAUACCUCCGACGGCACCUGACCGCCGUCUCGAGUGUCGCCUCCGUUGCUCUGGGGGCCGAGGUCCUGCUGCUCGUUCUUGAGACUGUUGACAAGCGCGCCUGUCUCUCCGAUGCUUUCCGCAGCAAGUAUCCCCCGGAGUCCACGAGUGGGAUCAUCAAUCGUAGCUUUUUCUGGUGGUUGAGCCCGUUGUUCGUUCGCGGCUAUCGCAGGAACCUGUCCCUCGGUGACCUCGAUCGCGUGGAUCAGGAGCUGUCGGCUGGGCCGUUACAUGAGCGCAUGCAGGUCGCGUGGGCGAAACAUCGAUCCGAGCGCCGCUUCUCCUUGGUGAUCGCCCUCUUCUAUUGCCUCAAAUGGCCGCUUCUUCUGACGGUUUUCCCCCGACUGUGUCUCAUUGGCUUCACGUAUGCCCAGCCCUUUCUCAUCACCCGGGUGAUCAGCUAUGUCAGCGAUGCGGACUUGACGCGGGAUAAGAGUGACGGCUACGGGCUGAUUGCAGCCACCGGCUUGAUUUACCUGGGAAUUGCGCUCUCGACGGCGCAUUACCAACACCGCCUUUAUCGCAUGAUUACCAUGUUUCGCGGCGCCAUGGUCUCGCAGAUCUACGCCAAAACCCUGGCUCUCGCGCGGGCUCCGGAUGAGUCCGCCGCUGUCACCCUCAUGAGCACGGACGUGGACCGGAUCGCAUUCAGCCUACGCCAGAUCGCUGAGGUCUGGGCGCGCACGGUGGAGCUGGCGAUUGGAUUGUGGCUGCUGGAGCGCCAAGUCGGGUGGAUCUGCAUUGGUCCCACAAUCGCCGUAGUGGGCGCGUUCUAUGCAUCGUUGCACGUGGCCAAAAAGAUCGGUCCCGCCCAAAAGACAUGGGUGGGCGCGGUGCAACGCCGGGUCGCGCUGACUUCCUCCCUCCUCGGAAGCAUGAAGAGCAUGAAAAUGAUGGGUCUGUCCGAGCGCAUGGCCCAAACCAUCCACGGCCAGCGGCUUCGCGAGCUACAUCUCGGGGCGAGCUUUCGGGUGUUUGGCAUCUGGCGUAACACUAUCUCGAUGAUCCCGGUGGAGAUCGGACCAUUUCUGGUCUUUCUUAUCUAUACCGUUCAGUCCCAGCGGUUGACUACCGACAAAGCGUUCGGGACCUUGGCCAUCAUCUCCUUGCUGACGGACCCAGCGAGAGAGCUUCUUUCCUCCUACCCAACCUUGGUCUCGGCAAUGGGUUGCAUCGAUCGAAUCCACGCCUAUCUAUCCGCCGCAGAUAAACCCAAUGGCGAAGUUGGUGCAACAAUCCAUGAGCCAGGGAAAUCUGGGCUUGUCCUGCAAAGCCUGCCCGCAAAGUCCAUCGAUCGGCCCAUCGUCGCCUUCCACGAGGCCGACAUACGACCGGCGCCAGAAUCCGAGGCUGUUCUGCACAAGGUCAACUGGCAAGUCCUCCCUGGUUCAUUUAACUUCGUUGUCGGUCCUGUCGGGUCGGGCAAAAGCACCCUCCUGAAAGCAAUCUUGGGCGAGGCUGUCUCCACCCCUGGCAGCAUCCAGAUCAACAGCCGAGAUAUCGCAUACUGCAGUCAGUCACCAUGGCUGCAGAACCUCGUGUUUCGAGACGCUAUCACCGGCCCCGGGGCCGCCUUGGAUGAGGGCUGGUACGCCACUAUACUGGAGGCCUGUCUUCUGGAUGUCGACAUCAAGCGCCUGCCGCAGAUGGACGAUACUCUGCUCGGCAGCCGGGGUGUGACGCUGAGUGGCGGUCAGAAGCAGCGCGUGGCCCUCGCUCGCGCACUCUACAGCCGACGGUCCGUUCUGUUGCUCGACGAUGUCUUGAGCGCACUCGAUGCGAAGACGGAGUUGCAGAUCGUGCAAAAUCUGUUCGGGCCGGAGGGGUUGCUGCGACGCAAUGCGUCCACAGUCGUUCUGGUGACCCAUGCCGUCCGACAUCUGCAUCUGGCCGAUUAUGUCAUUGCCUUGGACCGAUCGGGCCACAUUGCGCACCAGGGAUCCUGGACGGACUUCACCCGCGGGCAAGGACCGGGGCUGCUGCACGAGGCUGCGAGCGUAGAUGUUGGGUUGCAGGACCGGUCUGAGGAAGUUCCUGCGCCAAGCAAGCAAAGCAAACCGCUGCCGAAGGCGCUCCGGGGACCGACCGCGACCGAUGUCAGUGACUUGAGCCGGCGGACCGGGGAUCUCGCAGUGUAUAAAUACUACGCCCGCUCGUUUGGGUGGAAGCUCUCUUCGAUGAUGCUGCUCAUGGUGGCGCUCGUUGCCGUCACGACUUACCUUCCACAGAUCUGGUUGGAAAUGUACACGUCUGGCGCAGUUGGUCGUGUCGGGGUAUUUUGUGCGGUCUACGCGGUGAUCGCAUCUAGCUGCCUUACGGCGUUCUACGUGUCUAUGAGGAUUGUGUUUAUCUAUCUCAUUCCCAAGUCAGGUGGCAAUCUGCAUCAAACCCUCAUCGACACCGUGACGCACGCUACCCAGUCGUAUUUCGACACCAUCGAUAGCGGGGUCAUACUCAACCUAUUUAGCCAGGACAUGUCCUUGGUCGACGCCAUGCUGCCAGCCUCAAUGAUCAUCACUCUACAAGCCCUGGCCAAUGGACUGGCCCAGAUCGGCCUCAUAGCGGCAGGCUCCAGCUACAUGGCCUUGACCAUUCCGGGGCUCAUCUGCCUCGUGUACCUCUUGCAAAACAUUUACCUACGCACCUCGCGCCAGAUGCGGUUCCUCGACCUCGAAGCCAAAAGCCCCCUGUACACGCACUUUAUGGAGACGCUCGAGGGGCUGAUGACGGUCCGGGCGUUCGGCUGGCAGCACGCGUUCACGAUGCGCAGCAACCACCUGCUCGACGAGUCCCAGAAACCGUACUACCUGCUCUACUGCAUCCAGCGAUGGCUUGACCUGGUGCUGCAACUGCUUAUCGGGACCCUCGCCGUGAUUUUGGUCACUCUGGCCGUCACGCUGCGCACGUCCAGCUCGGCCGGGCAGAUCGGGCUCGCGCUGAACAGCAUCCUCGGCUUCAACGCCACCUUCCAGAUGCUCUUCACCUUCUGGACCACUCUGGAGACCUCCCUCGGGGCGAUCGCCCGCAUCAAGUCCACCGCGCAGCUCACCCCGCAGGAGACCGACGGGGACGCGACCGCCCCACCGACCACCUGGCCGCGCCACGGCGAGAUCGUCUUCCAACAGGUAAACGCCGCCUGGACCGCCGACCGGGGAGCCCCUCCUUCCCUCCAAGAGGUCACCUUCAGCGUCCCCGCGGGCACAAAACUCGGGGUGUGCGGACGCACCGGCAGCGGGAAAAGCACGCUUCUCGCCGCGCUCCUGCGCCUGGUCGACCUCGACGCAGGACAAAUCCUCAUCGACGGGCUCGACAUCCGGUCCGUGCCGCGGGCCUGCCUCCGCGAACGAAUCGUCACUAUUCCGCAGGAGCCGUUCUUCGUGUCUGGCUCCGUCCGCGAGAACAUGACGCUCACCCUGCCUGGUGGCGGGGUGGCACCACCGGGCAGCAACCACCCUGAGACAUACUCCGACCAACAGAUCCAAUCCGCACUCACCCUAACCGACCUCUGGGCCACUGUCGCCGAGAAGGCCGGACGCAGCACAGCCCAGGAUCAGAAUCACAACCCGCUGGACGCGUCGAUGCAGGACCUCGCGCUCUCCCCGGGCCAGCAGCAGCUCUUCUGCCUGGCGCGCGCGAUCCUGCGCAGGGACACGGCGCGGAUCGUCGUGCUGGACGAGGCGACGAGCGCGGUGGACGGGGCGGCGGAUCGGCGGGUGCAGGCGGUGCUGCGCCGGGAGCUUGCGGGGCAUACGGUGGUCAUGGUGGCGCAUCGGGUGGAGACGCUGGUGGAGGCGGAUCUGGUGGCUGUGCUGGAUCAGGGGAGGGUGGUGGAGGUGGAUGCGCCGGGGCGGCUGUUGGCGAGGGAGGGGUCGGUAUUUGCGGAAUUGAGGCGGUGCGGGUUGUAG
Messenger RNA from Aspergillus aculeatinus CBS 121060, 4383 nucleotides. Its product is annotated as P-loop containing nucleoside triphosphate hydrolase protein. The record is from RefSeq and is a predicted model, not a curated record. Gene Ontology annotation, molecular function: ABC-type transporter activity; ATP binding; ATP hydrolysis activity. NCBI's taxonomy places the organism in Eukaryota, Fungi, Ascomycota, Eurotiomycetes, Eurotiales, Aspergillaceae. Gene Ontology annotation, biological process: transmembrane transport. The coding region runs from base 1 to 4383 and encodes 1460 amino acids. Gene Ontology annotation, cellular component: membrane. The transcript is spliced from 10 exons.